UUACCCAUGCCUUGGACACUAACACACCCCCAUACCAUCACAGAUGCUGGCUUUUGAACUUUGCGCCUACAACAAUCCAGAUGGUUCUUUUCCUCUUUGGUCCGGAGGACACGACGUCCACAGUUUCCAAAAACAAUUUGAAAUGUAGACUUGUGAGAUCACAGAACACUUUUUCCACUUUGCAUCAGUCCACCUUUGAUGAGCUCGGGCCCAGCAAAGCCGGCGGCGUUUCUGGGUGUUGUUGAUAAAUGGCUUUCGCUCUGCCUAGUCGAGUUUUAACUUGCACUUACAGAUGUAAUACAUAUGUAAUGUUUUAGAUGGUAAAGAGCUGCUGAUGUAAUUGACUUAAUGUGGCUGUUACAGUUUAAGUCUGAGUCCAGUAUUACCGCUAGAUAUCUAAUCUGAUCAUUAUGUUUCAGGGAGAGAGUCUGAAGGCGACAAAUUAUAGUUUCUCUUUGCUUCUGUGGGCCAAACACAAUGAGCGUCGUCCUUUAUCCCCAAGAAGAAUCGGUCACAAAACAAACAACAAGCGGCCAAAAAGAGUUUUCUCUGUAGGGUGGAUGGACUCACGCUUCGCACCAAGAGGAGCCAGUUGAUGUGGCAUGUAGUCCAGAUGCCUCCUGAACGCAUUCCUGAUGAGGUGUUUUGGACAUGCCCAGCCAAGAUAAAACCCUGUGGUAGACCAAGGACAUGCUGGAGGGAUUAUGUCUCAACGUCUGUCUCGGGGACUCCUCUGUGUCUCCUCUUUGGAGCUGGAAGAGGUAGCCAUUGACCGGGAUUGUCUUGGCUUUUGGAAUGAGACUGCUGACCACGCGAUCUGGAUAAGCGGAAUAAAUGGACAUCCAGCAGCUGAGUGGUCGUCAAGAAGAACAUCCCCCGACGCCACAGGACGGAAGUUUCACUUUGAAGCAGGAGGAUCCACAGCCUUUCUACUUUAAAGAGGAAGAGGAGGAACUAAUGAUCAGUCAGUCAGGAGAAGAGUGUCUUCUCGGGCUGUGGGAGGCUGAUCUCACCAAGUUGCCUCUGACUGGUGUCUCUGUGAAGACUGAAGACCAUGAAGACAAACCACAAGUUGACAACCUCUUAGCUCCUUUAUCAGAUAGUGACGACAUAACGUCACAAUCUACUGAGGAUGAAGACGAGGACCACACCCAAGUACCUUUGAGCAGCAAUACAGACUGUGAAGGUGAUACGAGGACUCACACUGACAACAAACACCCUGAAUGCGCUGAAGAGAAGAAAGGUAAAAAAGGUUUUACCUGCUCAGUUUGUGAUAAAAGCUUUUGUAGUAAAAAUUAUUCCGUUCGACACAUGAGAAUACACACAGGAAAAAAACCUUUUAAUUGCUCAGUUUGUGGUAAUACAUUUUCUCAGAAGUCCAAUUUGACUAAACACAUGAGAACACACACAGGAGAGAAACCCUUUACUUGUUCAGUUUGUGGUGACAAAUAUGCUCGGAGGGACAAGCUGAAAUUGCACAUGACAACGCACACCAGAAAAAAACCUUUUAGUUGUUCAGAUUGCGGAGCUAAAUUUUCUCGGACAGAUGGCCUGAAAAUACACAUGAGAAGGCACACGGGGGAAAAACCUUACAUUUGCUCAGUGUGCUGCAGAACAUUUUCACGUAAGUUCACCUUGACUGCACACAUGAGAACACACACAGGGGAAAGACCUUUCAACUGCUCGGUUUGUGGCGAUACAUUUUCUCAUAAGGGCUCUUUGACUGCGCACAUUAGAACACACACAUUUUAGAAACGUUUUAUUUGUUCAGUUUGUGGUAAUACAUUUUCCUGGAGGCUCAGCCUGAAAUUACACAUGAGAACGCACACAGCAGAAAAACCUUACAUUUGCUCAGUUUGCUGCAAAACAUUUUCUCAUAAGUCCACCUUGACUGGACACAUGAGAACACACACAGGGGAAAAACCAUUC
This is a messenger RNA of Nerophis lumbriciformis (worm pipefish), 1929 nucleotides long. The record is from RefSeq and is a predicted model, not a curated record. Lineage: Eukaryota; Metazoa; Chordata; Actinopteri; Syngnathiformes; Syngnathidae.